This is a messenger RNA of Quercus robur (English oak), 1035 nucleotides long. RefSeq lists its product as uncharacterized. Bases 1 to 1035 code for a protein of 344 amino acids. The record is from RefSeq and is a predicted model, not a curated record. The transcript has 2 exons. NCBI's taxonomy places the organism in Eukaryota, Viridiplantae, Streptophyta, Magnoliopsida, Fagales, Fagaceae.
AUGGAUAAAAGUUGGAUGACAAUGGGUAAGACACCCGAUGGUAGAUUAAGUCAUCCAUAUAUUGAAGAGGUCAAUGCAUUUAUUAAUUUUGCAAAAGCGGUUGUGAACUUAAGUAGUAAUAUUCUGUGCCCGUGUAUUCACUGUGUGAAUUGCUAUCGACAAUCUCCUCAUACUGUGCGUAUCCAUUUGCUUCAUCAUGGGAUUAUGCAAUCUUACAUUAAAUGGUAUAAUCAUGGAGAACCUCGUGUAUUGAACGAGAACAUUCAUGAUAAUGAAAUGUCAGAUGGUGAUCAUAUGGAUGGUAUCAAUGCCUUGGUAGGUGACCGAAUUAGAGGGGAACCAAGAAAUGCAACCGAAGAUGAGGAAGUGCGUCAUUUUAACAAACUUAAGGAGAAUGCAAAGCAUGAGUUGUAUCUAGGUUGCACUGAUUAUAGUAUCUUGAAGUUUGUUAUUGAGAUGUUGAAUGUAAAGGUAAUGACCAACUUGAGUAAUAAGAGACUUGAUAUGAUGAUAGAAUUGCUAACAAAGGUUUUACCGAAAGGUAACUUGGUUUCAAGGUUAACUUAUGAAGCAAAGAAGAUAUUAUGUGAUUUGGGCAUGUCAUACGAGCAUAUAGAUGCAUGCAAAAAUGAUUGUGAACUAUUUUGGAAGGAAAAUGAAAAUCUUGAUAAAUGUUUGGUGUGUGAGGCGCCUAGGUACAAGGAUACACAUGCCCAAGGUAAGAAGAUUCCUCAUAAGGUAUUGCGUUACUUCCCGUUGACACCGAGACUAAGGAGAUUGUACAUGUCAGGGCAAAGAGCUAAGGACAUGAGAUGGUAUAUAUAUAAACGUGUGGAUGAUGGGAUAAUGAGGCAUCCGACUGAUAUUGAGGAGUGGAAGGAGUUUGAUUUGCAACAUCUUGAUUUUGCCCUCAAACCUCGGAAUGAGCCAUAUUUUAUGUUGUCCUUGCUUAUUCCUAGUCCUCAUCAACCGGGAAAUGAGAUUGAUAUUUACUUGAAACUAUUGGUUAAUGAGUUGAAGGAGUUGUGGGAAUAA